AAAGGUGAGCCGCCGCCUUCCUCCCCUAACUGCAGAGAGGCGAGGAGCACGAGGCCCUCCUCCGUCCCGACGCCCCCCGCGAGUCUGCUGCGCCUCAGGCUGGACCCGGGACCCCCGCGCCGGGCGAUCUCCCGCGGCGGGGUGGGGCCACGUGACCUGAGGCACCCGGACCUCGCUUCUACGCGCUGGGCAGUCAGAGUGCAGGGCCCCAGCGGCCCGGUGCGCCGGGCUCCUCCCUGCCCUGUCCCUCACAGGACCCGAAAAAACAGCGGAGAGCCGCCCUGGUCAACUGCUCAGAGACCCCAGUGGAGAGGCUGGUGAGAACUGGAGAAGCAGCAGUGAUGGAGAACAGCCUGGACCUCUCCAAGCUCACGGACGAGGAGGCCCAGCACGUGUGGCAGGUGGUACAGCGGGACUUCGCCCUGCGGACGCGGGAGGAGGAAAGGCUGGCGCAGCUGAAGGGCAAGAUUAGGAAGGCGAACUCUAAGAGGGAGCUGCUCUCCGACACGGCCCAUCUGAACGAGACGCACUGCGCCCACUGCCUACAGCCCUACCGGCUCCUGGUGAACAGCAAGCGGCAAUGCCUGGACUGUGGCCUCUUUGCCUGCAAAAACUGCAGCCGUGCCCACCCGGAGGCACAGGGCUGGCUGUGCGACGCCUGCCACCUGGCCAGGGUGGUGAAGAUCGGCUCGCUGGAGUGGUACUAUGAGCACGUGAGAGCCCGCUUCCAGCGGUUCGGGAGUGCGAAGGUGGUGCAGUCCCUGUGUGGGCGGCUGCGGGGUGGAGGUGGACAUGAGCUCAGCCCCGGAGAGAAAAGUGGGGACAGUGAGCAGACAGAAGAGGAUGGACAGCCGGACACAGGGGCCCGGGCCCAGCCCCUUGGCAGCAAAAAGAGGCGCCUCCUUUCCUUCCAUGAUCUGGACUUUGAGGAGGACUCAGACAACUCCAUGGAGCCUCACAGCCGACCCCUGAGCCUGCCCUCAGUCCUAAGGGCCACAGACAGCCUGCAGUGCCUCCCAGGUGACCUCCACUCAGCUGACGCCACUGGGAGCCCACAGGAGGAAGACGCCGGGGCCUCGGGGUGCCAACCCCAUGCCUUGGAGCAGCCAAAUGGCCUCUCACCCUCAGGACAGGACGCCCCUGCGGAACUCUGCUUGCCUGCAGACCCCAACGCUGCAGCUUUGCGGAUGGCUGUGGUACCUGAGACAAGUGCCACCAGGAAGGGGCGGCUCCCCACACAGUACCUGGCUGACGUGGACACCUCCGAUGAAGACAGUGUCCACAGAUCCAGGGCGACUUCGCAGCAUCCCAAGCGGAGAGGCCGGGCUGCACUCAAGACCCAGCCUCCAGGUGAUGAAGCAGUGCACACAGAGGCCGACCUGGAGGAGGAGAGUCUGAGGCAGCAGCUGCAGGCACUGACCAGCGCCCUCAGUGACCAGAGUGCCUCAUCCGAGGAGGAAGAGGCUGAGGGCGUGGCAUCCGAGGCAGCAGCAGAGGUGAGCACAGCUGCUGGCCUCACAGACAGCUGGGACAGCAGCCCACCAGGCCGGGGAACCUCCACCCCACCCAGCAGGACCACAGACGAGGCACUGCUGGAGCUGGAGGACAGAGUGGCUGCAGCAGCCUCCGAGGUGCAGCAGGCAGAGAGCGAGGUUUCGGACAUCGAGUCCAGGAUUGCAGCCCUCCAAGCUGCGGGGCUCACAGUGAAGCCCUCGGCCAGGCCCCGGAGGAAGUCAAACCUUCCGAUCUUCCGGCCCCGACUGGCAGGGACCCUUGGCAAGAGUUCUGAGGAUCAGAAUUCAGACCCUGCAGAGGAGGGCAAGGCGGCAGCUGAGCCCUGUCUUCUCAGGAGAAAGCACUCCCCGAAAGCUCCUGGCAAAGAUGAGGAGCCCUUCGAGCGGAAGUCACUGUACCGUGGCUCUCUAACACAGAGGAGCCCCAGCGGCAGGAGGGGCAUGGCCCGCCACCUCUUCGCGUCACCACCCCUGACAGCAAUGGGAAGAAGACCUGCCGCUGUGCACUCCCGGCUGCCAAUGCCCACAGCCCAGACCCCAGCUGCUCGCCGGAUGCCCAGCUGAGCUGGGAGAGCUGGUGUGACCAUCGGAAGGAUGCUACCGUCUUGGGCUGUGGGAGAAACAGGGUGACCUCUGUCCCUGUGGUCUACUGACCAUCUGCAGUUGGCUGUGCUGGGUGGAACAGGGAGGUGAUAGGUUGGGCAGAUAUGAGCACAGGUUUGUGGCAGUGAGUGGGGCUCUAGGCAUCAUCCAGGUGACUGCACAUGGGCCCCACUGGGCACCAAGGAGUAGAACCUGCCUGCCCCAUGAGCCCGUUCUGCAAGCCCCAUGGCCUCGGGCAGGAACAGCUGCACCGCUCACCACAAGCUCCCCGAGUCUCCCCCAUCACCCCCAGGGGCACUCCCUGUCCAAGCUUCGGGGACACCAUCUGAACAGUGGCCCAUGACUCAUACUUCAAAAAUAAACUUUGCCAA
Octodon degus (degu) is the source of this 2488-nucleotide messenger RNA. RefSeq names its product melanophilin (gene Mlph). Gene Ontology annotation, cellular component: cortical actin cytoskeleton. The transcript has 15 exons. Lineage: Eukaryota; Metazoa; Chordata; Mammalia; Rodentia; Octodontidae. Gene Ontology annotation, biological process: intracellular protein transport. The record is from RefSeq and is a predicted model, not a curated record. Bases 342 to 2078 code for a protein of 578 amino acids. Gene Ontology annotation, molecular function: myosin binding; small GTPase binding; actin binding.